AUGCUUGAGUACAAUUAGAAUAAUUUUAGAAAGUACUCAUAAAAAUCACUCCUUACUUAACUUUACCCUUAUUUGAUUUCAUUGAUUAUUGGCGAUAAAAAUACUGAUAAAGAUGAUGACUUUGAUUGCAGAUGGGAAUGCAUGAGUUGGAUACUAACCGUUCUAUCAGGCUAUAUAAAAACAGACCCUUCAUAGUUUAUUCUUAUGAAAGAUAAAAACAAUAAAAGUUACUAUGAUCUCACUUUGACUAUGAUUCGAUAAGUGAGGAUCAAUAGUGUUAAGUAUUAAUAUGAAUCUGAUGAUGUAAUAAAAAGCGUUAAACUUUUGAUUACGAUGGUUGAGAGCCUUAAAGGUAAAAUAGAUGAUUAGAUGCCUUAUUUAAUUGACAUGUUAUUUGAUUACUUCAGAGCAAAAGAUGAAAAAUUAAAUGUUGAUCUAGUUAUAUUAUAAGCCAUAGGUAUGUGCAUUUGGUAUAAUCCAAUCCUAGUAUUAUCAAUUAUGAACCAAAAGAAUCAUCUGGAAACUUACUUAGUCCUUCAAGAGUCAUAUUUGAAUGACUUUAAAAAUGUCUUUGACAUAAGAAGAGCUAUCUUUGGAGUAAUACAGGCAAUUAAAAUUGAUAUUAGUCCAAAUAUAAAAUUGAGAUUUCUGAAAAUAUGCAUUAAACUCGCUUUCUAGAGCUAGACUAUCAGAGUUAAGAGUUUGAAGUCACAGGACGAAGAAAUGUCUGAAUAACUCGAAAAAAUGAGUCGUGGAGAAUACAAUUUCAGCGACGGAGAUGAAGACAUUAUAAUAGACUAAGAUGAUAAAGAUGUUUAGGACUUUAUCAGCAGAAUAUCUGGAUUUAAUGAAGAAGACAAAGAAAUUAUUUUAAAUUAAAAGGAAAAGAAUAAAAAUUUCAUAGUUUCGUAACUUGGCUAAAAAGGUGUAAGAUGA
Messenger RNA from Stylonychia lemnae, 936 nucleotides. The record is from the annotation of a GenBank genome assembly. Lineage: Eukaryota; Ciliophora; Spirotrichea; Sporadotrichida; Oxytrichidae.